AUGAACUGGAGACACUUUCUGCUGACCAACGUGCUGGUUGGGCUACCUCCCACCCUCGCAGUCCCUAAUGUGAGGAGAGCCGACGGACCCUCUAUUUCCGUGCCACCUAUUGUGAGCCACCCAACCUCGUUACCACACUCUUCCUAUACCGCGACUCCCACGACCAGUGGAGCCGAGAGUGCCAGCUCUGUUGGCUCCGGGAUUCCGACUUUGGGACCGGCUCCAGGAGCUACCAGCUACCCGAGCGAUGGAAAGCUCCAUGAGCCCCAGCCGGCUCCUUAUGUACCGGCAGGCGGCGUUGGGACGAACGGCACAACUCCUAUCUACAACGCGAAGAGCGACUUUGAUUAUGAAUCACUGGCCCUUGCGCUCUACCAAGAGUACAUCGAGCUGGACCUGUUCCACGAUGGUUUGGCUCGAUUCUCUGUAGCGGAUUUUACUGCCGCUGGUCUCACGGCAGAAGACCGAUUUUUGAUUGAAUUCAUGGCUGACCAGGAGGUUGGACAUGCAACAAUGCUGACCAAUAUCCUGGGUGCUCAGGCUCCUAGACAAUGUGUCUACAACUAUCCUUACGCCACCGUCCACGAGUUCAUCGACUUCUGCCAAAAGCUCACCCGGUUCGGAGAAGCUGGUGUCUACGGCUUCUUGCCUCACCUGGAUUCGCGAGAGGCAGCGGGCCUCCUUACCCAGUCUAUCACCACGGAGGCUCGCCAGCAGCUAAUCUUCCGCCAGUUUGAAGGUCUCUUCCCAAUGCCUGUGUGGUUCGAGGUUGGGGUGCCCCAGUCUUGGGCAUGGACACUGUUGGCUCCGUAUAUCAGCUACUGUCCUGCGAACCAGACGAGACUGGUAUGGCAGAACUUCCCAGCAUUGUAUAUCGAGAACCAACCAAAUCCUUACCGGGUCAAUGGAUCGUCUGCGGUUAAUGAAACCCUUCCAGGUGGCGGCAUGAACGUUCUGGCCAGCCGGAACGUGACCGGACCUGAUUCAUGUCUAAACAAGACAACCGUGGGCGAGAACUGCAGCCCGGCAAUUACCCAUAAUCGAACAAGCCCCCUCUCCUACCCUGGUCGAACAGUCACCCUGUCCUGGGACGCUCCGGGCAAGGGUGUGGGCCCAAACAACAGCUACAUCACGAACACGACUGCGGGAGCCCCGAGAUACGUCCUGUGGGCUUCACAGUUGAAUGUCACGUACUCGACACUAAGCACCAGUGGCAAUGCAAGCUAUGGAACGACCGUUCAGCCCGACCUGUCGACAUAUGCCGGCGACCCAGCGAUCAAUGGUACCAUCUUUAUCGCAAUCACGGACACUGAUCUUUUCGUGACUCCUUUCAACAUCAGCAACGUCAACUCUCAUAUAGUUGCCGGCCCAGCUCUUUACCAAGCCGGCUAA
Molecule: messenger RNA, 1392 nt
Organism: Aspergillus pseudoviridinutans
Lineage: Eukaryota; Fungi; Ascomycota; Eurotiomycetes; Eurotiales; Aspergillaceae
Product: ferritin-like domain-containing protein
Exons: 2
Coding region: 1-1392 (463 amino acids)
Source: RefSeq, a predicted model, not a curated record